AUGCCCACAGAAGAGGAGGAGCGCAAGGCGAAAGCAGAGCGUGCGAAGAAGCUCCUCGCUCAGCGUCAAAAGAAGGCAAAAGCCGCCGCGUCGUCCGCUACUACCCCUGCACCCUCAAAUCCCUCUUCCUCGCCCGCUCUCACCGACGUGGAUGCGGGUCUCGCGUCCGCAAGGACAUCCAUGAGCAUUGAUGAUCGGACGGAGCUGGCGCCACCACCCAAAGGCGAGGCGAGGCGGAAGAAGGCGGUCAAGCCAGAUGUGGAGGAAGAUGUGGAUGCUGGGAAGGAGGCGGUAGUUGAGGAAACGAAGCAGGCAGAGACAAAGGCGGAGGAAAUGAAGGAGGAGAAGGCUGAGGAGACAAAGGCGGAGAAGGCGGUGCCAGCCAAGGAGGCAGACGUGCCUACAGCCACAGUCGAAUCGGCAACCCCCUCCCAAUCGCCUCGACCAAAUACGGACUCCAUCGAAGCUACGGCCAAGCUUCAAGAGACCGUCUCCCUCCUCAUCGCCGAGCGUGCCGAUCUCCAAUCUCAGCUCUCUGCGCGAGAUGCAGAUCUGGCAUCAGCGGCGGCAGACCGAAAGCUGCUGGACGAGGGGAGGGCGAUCACGGCGAGCCUCGAGGCAGAAAAGGCAGUGUUGGUGGCGAGGGUGGAGGCGUUGGAAUUGGAGACGAAGGUGGCGAAGAGCCUGGAGUCGAGUCUGGCAGAGGCGAAAGGCGAGGUGGAGUCUUUGAAGGAGGAGGUCAAGAAGCUGGAAGCGGCAGCCAAGGCGGAAGAAAGCGGCAGAGCGAAGGUGGCGGCGAAGAACGAGGAGAAGGUGACAGGGCUCGAGCGGGGUCUGGAGCGGGCAAGAGAAAGGGAAGGCGUGCUGGAGAAGGAGGUGGGGCGAUUGAGAAAGGUUGAGAUUGAGCUCAAAUCAACUCUCGAAGGCCGGUCAAGCGAGGUCUCUGCUGUACAAGCCGACCUGGGUGACGCGAGACAGCAGCUCGAGUCCACCCGGGGCGAGCAAGCGGCCCUACAGACCCUACACGACACUCUCUCCUCCGCUCACACUUCCCUUCAGGCCACACAUACAUCCCUCACCGCCGGUCUCGCCCAAUUACGCACGGACUACUCCUCGCAGACCGAACAACUUCGUGUUGCGGAGUCUUCCCUCUCCAAUACCAAAGCAGACCUUGAGAAGGCCAAUACCACCCUGUCUACAGACCAGAAACGUGCCGAUGCGGCGGAGAAGAAACGGACCGCGUUGCAAACAGAGAAUGCGGAUCUGCUGCGACAGCUGGAGGAGGUACGAGGGAAGGUGUCGCUGGUGAUGGAGGAGAAGGCGGAGCUGGCCGGCGAGCUGGAUUCGGCCAAGGGGCAGAUCAAGCGGGUGGAUGACCAGGCAGUCAAGAGGCUGGAGGAGGAGCUGCAGGCGUCAGCAUCUCGGGUACAGGCCUUGACGCGUCAACUCGCCGAUUUACAGGCGGCAUAUGCGUCGUCACAGAAGGAGCGUGGCGAGGCGCGUCGCACCCCAUCCGCUGAGACACCUCCUUUAUCCCGUACAUCCAACGUCAAUCGUACAGUCGACGCCAUCCUUCCCGCCAACGUUCGGCAUAAGCGGCAAGUCUCGCUCACGGCGCUCAAAGCAAGGAUGGGGUCGUCCUUCACCCGGGGCGGUAUGGAGUCAUUAGCGGAGAAUCCAGGGGAGAGGAAGCAGUUCGGAGACGAGAUCAUGUUCUGCUGUCCUGCAUGCGAGGGGGAUCUUAUAACAUUGUAG
Dioszegia hungarica is the source of this 1755-nucleotide messenger RNA. RefSeq lists its product as uncharacterized. Bases 1 to 1755 code for a protein of 584 amino acids. The transcript is spliced from 3 exons. Lineage: Eukaryota; Fungi; Basidiomycota; Tremellomycetes; Tremellales; Bulleribasidiaceae. The record is from RefSeq and is a predicted model, not a curated record.